GCCCGCCCAACCCUGCCGCCUUUCAUCAAGUAAACAGGGAUGUCGACUUCAAGCGUUUCGCAAUCCAGAGAACCAGGUCCAGUUCUUCCGGGUUAUCGCCACCUCUCUGGAACCAUCACACUCGUUACAUAUCAAGCUCUGCUCCUCCCUCCGGACACCUUCUGUUCCAUCGUUUUGUUCUCGCUCACAGACGGCCAAGUUCCACCGAGACCGCACGACACUUCAACGAAUACGCUAGGUGCACUCUUGCCAGUGUGUCGCAAGUGGGGAACGUCACUCGUUGCAUGGUUGGACUGCAGCCAACCACCACACCAAAUUUGAGAGGUUGGUGACCCGACAGUGUGUUGGCAGGUUCCUCGCGGAACCCAACCCAAAAGGACACCAUUGCCACCGGCUACCGAGGAGCCCAAGCCCUCCUGAUUUCAUCCUCCCACGCUAUUGUUUGCUCGCCGAGCCCAUACCAUUAGCAACUUGCCACUAUGAAUAUCACCAAGAAGUUCGACCGUGCCUUCCAAUGGGCGGGCGAAAAGAUGGGCGGCGAAGCCAAGACGAACAUGUCUGAAGAUUUCAAGAUGCUCGAGACCGAGAUGGCCCUGCGCUUCGAGGGUAUGGAGCGCCUCCAACGGUCCAUGAACCAGUACAUCAAGUGGAUGGGCCGCCGCCUUGAGCCUUCCGAAGACAGAGAAAAGGGGCUGCCGGUGGGAUACCUGGGCCGCACUAUGGUCAGCCAUGGCGAGGAGUUUCAGUCCGACUCGGACUUCGGCAACUGCCUAAUAACCAUGGGCCGCGCCAACGAAAGAAUCUCGGCAAUCCAGGAGUCUUUUGUCAGCCAAGCCACUGGCUCCUGGCUGGAGUCACUUGAGAAAUCCCUGGCCAUGAUGAAGGAGUACCAGAAUGCUCGCAAGAAGCUCGAGAAUCGCCGGCUGAACUAUGACGCGAGCAUCACUAAGCUUCAAAAGGCCAAGCGGGACGAUUUCCGGCUUGAAGAGGAGCUUCGCGCCGCAAAAGCCAAGUACGAAGAGUCGUCUGAGGACGUCCUCCGCCGCAUGCAAGACAUCCAAGACUCCGAGGCCGACAGCACAUACGACUUGACCCGGCUUCUGGACGCAGAGCUCGAGUAUCACGAGCGGUGCGCCGAGGAACUCCGGCGUGUGCGCCAGAACUGGCCCGCCCGCUCGUCUGCAAGCUACAGCCCCGUCGAGCGGCGCCCCACCGUCCGCAGCCGGUCGAACACGGCCCACAGCUUCAGCGAGCGGUUGUCGCGCACAAACACCCUCGAAGCCGAGUCGUCAACGGCGCCGCCGGUCCGCAUGCCCAUCCGUCCUAGCAACUCCCGCAGGCAAUCGCACACCCAGCAACAAGCUGACGGUCCAGUCCGACCACCCAUUGGUAAAUCAAGCAGCAGCAGCACCACCAGCUUCCAAGGCGGCGCGAGCCUCGACCGCGAGCGAAGCCGUGUCUCGGGCACCAGCACGCCAACCGCCAUGGCGAACAUGGGCGCCCUGCGCGGCCAGCUGCGGCCGGUCAACCGUCUCACCACAACCACGACACACGACGACGUGUUUGCUGACCGCGAUAGCGACGAGGGCAGCGACGCGGGCAGUGCCGACUGGGCCAACCGCAGCACUAGUUCUGCGACGAGCUUCGGGAGCCUGAGCCGGACGCCAAGCAACAACGCCAUGAUGAGUAGUGCCAUGGGAGUUGGUGGGGUGAAGAAGGCGCCGCCGCCGCCGCCGCCGAGCAGGUCAAAGAAGCCGCCCCCGCCGGUGCCUGCGCGGCGGGAUGCCGGUUACUGACCGGGCGGUUUAUCAUCUUGCUGUCUGGCGUGUUGGUAAUGAGCACUCGGCCUGCGGUAUAGGAGGUCGUUGAAGGUGUCGAGUUGUAUGGUACGGGUACGGGUCGGCUUUUGGCGUUGGAUUUCCAUCGGCGAUGGUCGGUAUCCUUCAGGGUUCGUGGACUGGCUCCGCGUGCCUCGCGGUGAAGAUCUUCUGCUGGCUUAUCACGGACCUGUUAGAUAUGGCUUGACGAUGCAGAUCGCAAGGUAUAAGUUAGGAUAGAUCCUAUUCUUUCAGCGUUUCAC
Molecule: messenger RNA, 2080 nt
Organism: Parathielavia appendiculata
Lineage: Eukaryota; Fungi; Ascomycota; Sordariomycetes; Sordariales; Chaetomiaceae
Product: BAR-domain-containing protein
Exons: 3
Coding region: 480-1796 (438 amino acids)
Cellular component (GO): cytoplasm
Molecular function (GO): protein binding
Source: RefSeq, a predicted model, not a curated record